CGGGAAUCUUUGCGCAGACACGAUGGUUCGAAAUACCACCGAUGUUCCAUCGGUUGGAAUGUUUUAGUUUAAAUGUAUAGCUACCUGAGCAAUAUAUUUCAUUAAGUUUGGUGACUGACUUAAUUUCAGUGCGAAAAAAGUAUGGACUCAAGUGAUGAUAACAGCGACAGUGAGCUCUUUUUGACUGCAGCUGGAGGUUAUGAAUUCCCUCCUGUCCCUGAACACUCCCAGCUGAAACCAAAACUAGAUUCUAUUUUUGCUGAAGUGGAGAAAAAUCUUCCUUCUAUUGAUUUUGAUCUCUCAGAUGUGAGCUCAGACAAUGAAGAUCAGGAAAUUUUCCACCGCUCUUUGUUCAACACCUCUCUGUUUGACGAUGACAAGGACUUGGACACAAGUCAGUGUGGGGAUACAUUCUCAGGCCUUUCUCAACCCAAUAUAGAUUCAGUGUCACUGACAAAUGUAAGAGUAGAUGUGGACACACAGGCUGUUGAGAUUCAGGGUAAUGUUGCAGCUGCAGCCAUUGGUCACCCAGAGCGACCCAGAACUCAGGCAAAAUCAACAAGUUGGACUGAAGUAGUCAUAGAAUCUCAUGAUGAGAAAGACAAAUUUAAAGAGAGAAAGACGGCCAGUAAUAAUGCCACCAAAACAAGCACAGGCACCCAGAUGGAUGAGGACUUGGCUCCCAUGGCAGGAGCCAUGAGUGUUAUGGAACAAGAACUUGACAAUGAGGACAAGUAUAGGCCAAACAGUACAGAGGAGGAGCUGGAAAAACACGAGAAGGAGUCAACAAGUGAGACAGCCUCUAAGGUCAGCUCAGCAUCGUCCUCUGGGGUGGGGACAUAUAAUUCUGGGGACAAGCGGAUGAACAAAUUGGUGACUACUGAGGAAAUAAGAAGAAAUGAGAAGAAACUGGUGUCUAAUAUGGUGCCCACAUCUGCUCCCAAACUCUUGAGUAAUAAUCUAAAUAUAGAUCUGAUUUUGUGCUCACUUGAUGAAGAGCACCGUAUGAAUUCAUCUGUGCCCCCUGUAGUCAGGGAAGCCUGGGCCAGGCAGCAGAGGAUCCAGUCACUGAUUGGAGCAGGGGAAGGAUCCAACAGAUUCCUGAACGAACACAGAGAGGAGGAGAAUACCCCCUCCCAGACUCUGAUUCAGAGAUUGGCCGAGUUCUCAAUGACCCAGUCAGGGGAAGACAUGACAGACAUCGACCCACUGACCGGAGCCCAGACCCCCAGGGACACUGACGCUGAUGUCAUAGAAACAGAUAACAGGUCAAAAAGUCCCCUCUUUACAAGGAGGAAACCUCCUCCUGAGGAACAGAAGGAAAAGAAAACAACCUCUACCAGCUGUGGAACCAACACAAAUAACAACGAUGGCCCACUGAGGAUCAUUACACCCACCCCCAAGAACAAGCUAGAAGCAGAGAAAAAUCCAGAAUCAAAACGAGAAAGAGAAACUGUGUUUAUUGACCUGAGAAAUCAUGACCAAAAAGUCAAGGAGCAGCAGCAGAUCAUCUCUCGAGUCCAGCAGGUGCUGCACAUCAGUCAUGAAAGUGAGAGUAGCAGUGACAGUGACUCAGAGGAUGACAUGCAGACCUGGUUUGAACAGAGGAGGCGUUUGAAGCAGACUCUGGCCACAAGAGGGGUCAAUGCUGAUGCUCUCCCUAACAAACCAAAACCUAAAAGUGCAGAGCCAUUCAAGCAUCCAAAUCGAGUGAUUAACUUGUCAGAACUGGAUAACCGACUUGUAGCGAAGAUUAAGCCGGAGACAGCUGAUGAGGAGCUGAGUGAGGAGCAGAAGGCUGCCCUCGAGAAGGAGAGGAAGAUCAAAGAGGAGGAAAGGGAACGACAGAGGAAGAUUGAGGAAGCAAGAAAACAAAGAGAGGAGAGGGAAGCAGAGAGACAAAGUCGUUUACGCUUGGCCAAAAGACUUGAGGUUUUGAGGCCGACUGCUUCUGUCAGCGGUAAACAGGAUUGUGCUGAGACAACACCUGUUAUGUUUGACCUGGAAGCAUCUUAUGAGCCCUCUCCUUCCACACUCCCCCCAUUUCUCCCCUCGGACAAAGAGAUUCUGUUGUUGACCAUCCAUCUGUCAAGUAAUGGGGAAAUUAUUUUGCACAGAGGGAAGUCAAAGAGUGUUGACACAGGUCUGGGUCUCUCAGCCUCUUACACUGUCCUCCUGACCUGGCUGUUAUCCAUGGUCCCUGAGAACUAUGAUUUCCUCAUCAAGAAGCCUGAGGAGCUGGAACAGGUGCCGUUCUAUCCUCCGUUCUAUGUGCUGGGGAUGCAGCAGCUGUUAAUGGAUGAGGACCUGUGUCUGGUGGUGGCUGUUACUCCUCAUCCACUCUGUGACAUUAAGGGCAUUCCAAACAAACAGAAAAAAUCUAAGACAAAGCUGAAGGAUGAAGUUAAAAAUAAUUCUCCAUUUCAACAAUUCCUCACCAAGUUUUUAUCCACCAAUACUCUGCACACAGUGUGCCCCUGGCUACAGGCAGUGGUCCCUAUAGACAUAAGUUGUCCCUCCCAAGACCCUGAGGACACAGCUACCUAUGUGUACAGAGCCCCCUUACCAAUCAUCACAACUAAACCCCUGUCCACAUUCAUACAGAUGAACCCAGAUUCCCAGGCUGCUCAAAAAGUGUUUAACACCCCUGUGGGCUUUUUCUGGCAGACAGUGGACAAUGAGGAGUCUUCAUUUGAUCACGGACUCGGUGACAGUGAGGUGAAUUAUGACACUCAAUUGACAAUGUCUCUCGUGUACAAGAAAAUUUUCCAGGAACCUCCUGCCAUGUCGGGUAUCUUUAACAAGAUCAUGCAGGAGGGACUGGACCUGUCUGGGGUAAGACUGCUAUAUCCAGUGCAAGAACUUCUGGAUAAACCAAGUGUGCCAAAUCAAUCCAAUCGUGUUCAUUCAAACAUAGAAUUCCUAAACAAAGUGGGCCCAGUCCUGGCUUUAGGUCUGCGGGGUACCUUUGCUCGUGCUAUUUGGUUAGAUGCUGUAGGACCCACUGACCCAGCUCUGGCCCGAAGGACUGACCCAAAUUCUUUGUGUGCUUUGUUUGGAGGUGCAUCUCGAGAUGAGUGUUUGUUGUUUUCUCCGAGGAAUCCUUCAAGAGUGCAUUCCGAGCUCACUCGCUGGUUCGCAGGAAGGGUUCCUCCUGGUGGUGUCAUUGAUGUGGGAACUCCAUAUACUAGAAAAGAUCAUCUGAGAUCUGGAAGUCCGAAAGGUCAAAAGGCAAAAAAGACCACUUCAAUUGGUGAAUUAACUGAGGAAAGACCAGCCUCUGGUCAGUCCAAGAAAAGCUCCUCCCACCACAGUCUGAUGGACAGCCAUACACAGCACCGCCCACCAGCUGCCCUGACAGCUACCACCACAAGUGAAAUCAUUCUAGUUAUCUCCCCUGUAGUAAGACCACAGUACAUUGGUAUCAUCAUGGCCUCCUGUCAAAGAAAGGGAUUUAGAAUCAGAGGAGUAAGGAGGCAGAAGCUUACCACCAAAAAAGUUGCAAGUCUCGGAAUUGACAGUAGUUUGUUGAGAGCAUUUUGUCCGGGGAUCUCAGAUGAUGGGGUACCCUCCCAGGCCAGUAAGCAUGCUGAAGCCACCUCUCCAUGCUUCCUCUUGCUGCUGGAGAAGGAGAAUGCUGCACAUAAUGCUGCUAGUUUGAUUGAGUCUUGUAUGAUUCAGCUAACUCUGAAGGGAUUGAUGGAAAAUAUGCAAAGUACAGUAGAUCACUAUUUAGAAUCGAAGCACAUGUUUUAUUCUGCUCGAUACUCCGACAAUUUACUGGUCAACCUAGGAGGUGACUUCUCAAAAUGUGUAGAUCAUGAGAUUCAGGUGAACCCUAACUUUGUGGUGCCAAAGCUGUACACAAACCCAGAAAUGGAACAGAUUGUGAUACUGAUACUGCUGGGACACGAGAUUCAGAAAAACUCUGGAAUGUUUGUGGGUAAACUUUUGGGCAUGAUUCCUUUUGGAAAGUUGACUACUGUGGUGCCCCUGAAGGAGGGGUUUGAACUUUUGGGGAUGAAAUGGCUCCCAGGACUGACCACCUCUCAGGCCAAGGAAGUGACCCCCUGUGAAGUUGGUGACCGACUGUGGAAAGACAACAUACACACUUUAGUGUCAGAACCUGCCCUCGUGUUGGCCUUGAGAGGAAUUGAUGCCUUCCGUCGUCUGGAGGCUGUGGUACCUCUUGCUCAGCCUGGUAGAGGGAAAGAUUCUCACAUAGACUACAUCAUGUCAAGGAAUGCUGAGGAGUCCUAUGGAUUCGCCAGGGCUUUCUUCACAGAUAAGGAGAUCUUCUCAGACCCCACAGCAAGGCAUUUGUUGAUGUACCUACCCCAGGUCCGUCACCAUAUCCAAGGAUUUGGAUCCAGGUCCCAUUCCAUCAAGACUGAUGUGAUGACAGAGUCUAUGUUUGACGUGAUGCUGUCUGGACCUCAGCCAAUCUCCACGCUCCUCGUCAUCAAACCGCGGGCAGUCAAGAAACACCUAACCAAGAUCCUGCGUAAGGUCAUGUUGGAGGGCUUCACCGUGGUGGGAUUGAGGCUGGGGGUGGUCAGCCAGGAGGAGGAGUUAGUCUGCCUCAUCGACGAGGAUGGAGAGCUUGAUUCUGACAGAUUGGAUCAGCAUAAAAAGUAUCUCAGUUCAGGACCUUCACUCAUUCUGGCUCUAGAGAGAGAAAAUGCAGUGAAGAAGUUGUUAGAUCUGCUUGGACCAUGUGACCCUCUGAGUGCCCGCAGACAGAGCCAGUUUCUGUGGAGGGGAACCUUUGGCAUGGACACUGUUGCUAAUGGACUUCACGGUUCUCAGAACUUUCCACAUGCAGUACAGGAACUAAAGCUGUUCUUUAAAGAUGGAUUAUGCUGUAAUGAAACAGACGAAUUGAGAGACUUGGAGAUUAUUGGACCUGCUAUAGACAGUCUGUUGGAUAUGACAAAGGGGGAUAAAAGAAUUGUGCAGAUCACAAAUAUGCAAGGCGAUACAGAUCACUCCGCAAUUGAAAUCCAGCUGUUACUUCAGACAACAUGCAUUGUGCUGAAGCCCCCACUUCUGAAAAUCCAUGACAGAGGCCACUAUGCUUAUGUUGACAUUGUGGAGGAGCUUCUAAAGCAAGAAUUUGAGAUAGUUGGAGCUCGGAUGGUUUGGUUUACACAAGAGCAGGCAGAGGUAUUCCUCCACAUCAUCAAUGCAGGCAGUUAUAAACAGGUUCCUAUGUUGCUGGCAGGCCCCUCCCUAGUAUUUGCCUUACAAAGAGAUAAUGCUGUGUUGUCCUUUGACUCUAUUCUGGGAAGUGAUUUUGGUGCAGAUUCAAUUAUUGGUAAAUAUGGAGGUGGAAUAUUCCGCCCAGCAGAUAUCAAACAGGCUCACAGGAUGCUCGGCUUUUUCUUUGACGAUUUGAUGCCAGGAAGUCAGAUCAAAAUUACUCCAAAGGAUGAAUCUGUCAGCUCGUGAACUUCUUUUUCUCUUCCAAUCUCCCGACUACAGUAUUAUAUGGGCGUUUUCUAAGGAACCUCGAAUUGAAGUCUUCGAAUCAACGUUCACAUUCACCCGAAUAUUAAAUAUUCAAAUUUUAUAUUUUUACUGAAUAUCAAGACGAUAAAUGGGUAUAAUUCAUAAGCUUAAAAACCUUGUAAGAUUUUGCGGCGGUUUACUUAAAAUGCAUAGUGGUAAUCACGACCAUAUAUAUUGGUGUCUGUGUUAUUCCAUUUUUCAAUUACUGUGAAUGUAUUAUAAUUGUGAUAUUUUAAUGCCGUCCACGUGGUUUGUCUAUUUAGAUAUUGUCUAUUUAUUAUCAACAUAUUGAACGUAUUUUGCUUCAUAUUCUUGGGUGUUUCAUUGUGUGAUAUAUUACAUGUGUAUGCCAAUUACCAUUAAAACUUUUUGUUAUAAAGGUAUUGAGAUGGGACCAUCUACAUGUACUUAAACAUCCUCUUGUUGAUGAUGUUACGUUUAAAAAUGCAUUGCAACAUUAUACAACUCUCAAAAAUGUCGAAUGAUAAGUUGAAAACUCUUAUUUAAUUUGUAUGUGAAAAAAAACACAGGUAAAGAGAUUCGCCCUUUUUUGUAACAAAUCUUAUUUUCCAUUUCCCACUGAAUGAACUUUAGAUCAGACCCCUUGAACUAGAAAGCUUUUGGGGGCUUCGUCUGAUAUACUACUUUUUUAUGGUCGAGACAUGUUUUCAAAACACAAAGCUACACAUGAACAGUGCUAUUUCUGAUAUAUCACAAAGUAAAAUGGUGUAUGGUUGGGCUGUUCAAAGACACGCGACGACUAUGUUCCUUGCUGCUGGUUUUACCAAGGGAAUUUCCGUAAUUUAAUUGAUGGUACUGCAAAACGUUAGUAAACUCAAACCAUGUAAUAUUUAUUUUAAUAGUUCGUCGUUUAUUUUACAUAUGUUGCAAGAUGAAAACUCUGCGUGCCAACAAUAUAUUUUAAGAUAUCACACAUCAAAGUCAGAUAUAUUUUUCAUGAGUUUUUAAAAUAGUUAUACAAUUACAUGUAUAUAUUUCCAUAUCUGUUCGUAACGCGAAUUUCCAUAGGUCUAAUAUUUAAACUCGUAUAUGCUGUGUUGCCAGAAUUUGUAAAUUCAUUAACUUCUUCCCAGUUUCAAAAUCGUAUAUUGCCCAACCCAUUUAAUAAUUGAAUAGAAUAUGGAACCAUUGAAUUAAUUCCCCAAUCUUCAAAAUAAGCUGCUUUUUAUGAAAAGCUGCUCUUAGAAGUAAGUAAGCCCCUUACUUCUUGCAAACAUAUUUGGUAGGAAAAAAAGUGAACUUGAUUAGGAAUAAAAAAAAAUAUUUUCUCAACUUUUUCUUCAAAACUAAGCCACUUUCGUAAGUAAGCUCCAGAUUAACAAAGCAAUCACAAUAUGCAACAUAACUGGGUUUUUUGUUUAGUUUAAUUUUAUGAUCUGAAUUGUUGUCACCAUUUUCAUCACAUCUUGUACUUUUUUGUGCGGUAUGUGCUUGUCUUAAAUAUUGCACAUGCAAUGAGAGCGCACCGUGUAAGGUUUACGUUAUUCAUCUAUCCGUCCGAUUGAUCUCUGAAUUUCUAUAACUAUUUAUUUUUGUGCGUGUGCCUUAACAUAUCUGGAUCAAUAAAUUUAUUUUAUUUAU
This is a messenger RNA of Magallana angulata, 7113 nucleotides long. RefSeq names its product dynein axonemal assembly factor 8-like. Bases 142 to 5451 code for a protein of 1769 amino acids. Gene Ontology annotation, cellular component: centrosome. The transcript is spliced from 28 exons. Lineage: Eukaryota; Metazoa; Mollusca; Bivalvia; Ostreida; Ostreidae. The record is from RefSeq and is a predicted model, not a curated record.